Molecule: messenger RNA, 810 nt
Organism: Bathycoccus prasinos
Lineage: Eukaryota; Viridiplantae; Chlorophyta; Mamiellophyceae; Mamiellales; Bathycoccaceae
Product: 6,7-dimethyl-8-ribityllumazine synthase
Exons: 1
Coding region: 1-810 (269 amino acids)
Biological process (GO): riboflavin biosynthetic process
Cellular component (GO): intracellular anatomical structure; riboflavin synthase complex
Molecular function (GO): 6,7-dimethyl-8-ribityllumazine synthase activity
Source: RefSeq, a predicted model, not a curated record
AUGUACCUCGUCGUCAUCCCACACAAAAAACAAGGCCCAUUAUUACAACAACACUUCCACUUUGUCAAUAUGCUCAACUCUUUACCUUUUUUCAUACACUCAUCAUCAGUCACCAGCUUACCAUCUUCGUCUACUCGUGCUACUACGAACAAUAGUAUCAACAGACCAUCGUCGUCAUCAUCAUCAUCAUCGAAAAAGGGCAACAAUUUCAAGAGAGGAUUUCGUUUAUCAUCAUCAUCAUCAUCAUCAGAACAACAACAAGAACAACCGGCGAAGAUACAGGAAACGUAUCAGUUUCACAGUCCGGGAGGGAAAGUGACGUUCGCGCACGAAACCGACGGAGAGAAGUCGAAGUGGACGAAUUGUGAGAUUUCACACGUCGGCGAUGUGAACGAAGAGACAAAGGUGAAGCUUGGAAUCGUCAUCGGCGAGUUUCACGACCAACUCAUGAACCGCAUGCUCGAAGACGCGCGCCUCUCGGCGUUGGCGAUGAACGCCGAAAUCACUCGAGUCGUCUUCGUUCCGGGCACGUACGAAGCGCCGUUAAUAUUAGAAAACAUGCUCAUGGACGACUCGCUCGACGCGGCGUGCGUUUUAGGAUACAUAGAAAAAGGUUCCACUUUACACGGCGAGGAGAUGGGAAAUACGUGCUCGUUGAUUUUUAAGCAGUUGGAGUUGGAAUAUCGCAAACCGGUAGGGAUGGGCAUCAUCGGUCCCGGGGCAACCGCGGAGCAGGCGGAAACGAGAGUGGCGUACGCCGGCAACGCCAUUCGCGCCGCGAUUCGAAUGGCCAGGACGAUGAUGGUAUGA